Messenger RNA from Lepus europaeus (European hare), 948 nucleotides. Its product is annotated as olfactory receptor 8H1-like. The record is from RefSeq and is a predicted model, not a curated record. Gene Ontology annotation, cellular component: membrane. The transcript has a single exon. Bases 1 to 948 code for a protein of 315 amino acids. NCBI's taxonomy places the organism in Eukaryota, Metazoa, Chordata, Mammalia, Lagomorpha, Leporidae. Gene Ontology annotation, biological process: G protein-coupled receptor signaling pathway; sensory perception of smell. Gene Ontology annotation, molecular function: G protein-coupled receptor activity; odorant binding; olfactory receptor activity.
AUGAGUAGAAGGAAUCACACGAAUGUGCCUGACUUCAUCCUGAUGGGACUGACAGACGCUGCAGAGAUCCAGCUGCUCCUCUUUGUGCUGUUUCUGCUGAUUUACCUGGUUACUGUGCUGGGGAAUGUGGGGAUGAUAUUGAUAAUCCGCCUGGAUCUCCAGCUCCACACCCCCAUGUAUUUUUUCCUCACUCACCUGUCCUUUCUGGACCUCAGUUACUCAAAUGUUAUCACACCUAAAACCUUAGAGAAUUUACUGACGUCUAACACAUAUAUUUCAUUCAUGGGCUGCUUUGCCCAAAUGUACUUUUUUAUCCUCUUGGCUGCUACUGAGUGUUUUCUUCUGUCCUCGAUGGCCUAUGACCGCUAUGUAGCUAUCUGCAAUCCUCUACAGUAUCCACUUAUUAUGUCCACAAGACUCUGCUGUGCCCUCGUCACUGGGUCCUAUAUGAUUGGCUUCAUAGAUUCCUCUUUCUCUGUGCUUUGCAUAAGCAGAUUGCACUAUUGUGACUCCAAUGUAAUCCACCACUUUUUCUGUGAUACAUUCCCAAUCCUAGCCCUGUCCUGCACUGACACAUUUGACACUGAAGUCACAGUAUUCAUUUUUGCUGGCUCUACCUUAAUGCUGUCCCUUAUUACAAUAGCUAUGUCCUAUGUGUCCAUUCUCUCUACUAUCCUGAAAAUAAAUUCCACUUCAGGAAAGCAAAAAGCCUUUUCUACUUGUGCCUCCCAUCUCCUUGGAGUCACCAUAUUUUAUGGCACCAUGAUUUUCACUUACUUAAAACCAAGUAAGUCCUACUCCUUGGGAAAAGAUCAAAUGGCUUCUGUUUUUUACACUAUUGUGAUCCCCAUGCUCAAUCCACUCAUUUAUAGUCUCAGGAACAAAGAAGUGAAGAAUGCUCUUCUUAGGAUCAUGCACAAGAGAGAUACCUCCAGGGCAUUGAAAUAG